AUGGCUUCGCACCGCCGCUCAUCGUGGCUUUUUCGCCGUGGUGAUGGUGGUGGUGUGGAGGAGGGGGUGGCUGCUGUCAACUCUCACCGUUUCCACGCGACGACCGGGCGCGCACUUUUGGCAAUGGAUGGAGAACGAACAGACGAAUCCGAGGAUCACGAAUCGAUUCGUCCCCUCCCGCUUCCUUUCGUACUAGCCUGGCGCGAGCGAGCGGUGUGGACAGUGAUCGUCAUGAUUGCUUGGGGGGCCUUCCUCAUCUCACAAGCGGCGAGAUCCUGUAACCAAAGCCUUGGAAACCAACAAGACAACCCCCCCAGUCCUGAGCCGCCUCAUCGUCCCAAUGCGGUCGACUUCAUCUCGUUCCAGCCUGCUGGGCCCUCUCUUCCUCCUCCUCAUCCUCCUCCUCCUCCUCCGCUCAGGUACCAGGUUUCCGCCGUCACCGCCUAG
This is a messenger RNA of Colletotrichum destructivum, 447 nucleotides long. RefSeq lists its product as uncharacterized. The transcript is spliced from 2 exons. NCBI's taxonomy places the organism in Eukaryota, Fungi, Ascomycota, Sordariomycetes, Glomerellales, Glomerellaceae. Bases 1 to 447 code for a protein of 148 amino acids. The record is from RefSeq and is a predicted model, not a curated record.